Messenger RNA from Brenthis ino (lesser marbled fritillary), 1500 nucleotides. The record is from the annotation of a GenBank genome assembly. Lineage: Eukaryota; Metazoa; Arthropoda; Insecta; Lepidoptera; Nymphalidae.
AUGUUCGUGUUUUUCAUUUUAUUAUCCAGUAUUAUAGUUCAAUGCUUAGGAAAUACAAUUUCAUCGGUUCCUGUGACAUGCGGAUUAAAUGAAACUUAUGUUAAAUGCAAAACGACUUGCCCUCCUCAAGCCUGUAACUUGUCCUAUACUGAGUAUUUGUGUGACCCGAAUCCUAAUCCAAAAUGUGAGCCUGGAUGCGAUUGUAUAAAAGAUUACUUUCGAGACGAUGAGGGAAACUGCGUUUAUAAUGAAGACUGUCCAUACCCUUCAUCGGUUCCUAUAGAAUGCGGAUUGAAUGAAACUUUUGUUAAAUGCAGAACGAUUUGCCCUCCUCAAGCUUGUAACCUGCCCUAUACUGAUUAUUUGUGUGACCCGAAUCCUAAUCCAAAAUGUGAGCCUGGAUGCGAUUGUAUAAAAGAUUACUUUCGAGAUGAUGAGGGAAACUGUGUUUAUAAUGAAGACUGUCCAUACCCAACACCACCAGCCAUAUGUGGUGAAUUUGAAGAACCAAUAACGUCUGAUAGUGGUAAAGGUGAAAUUAAUCCUGAUGAAAACUGUAAAUGUAUUGACAAUUAUAUAAGAGAUAGUAACGGGACUUGUGUACCAGUCGACCAAGAACCUAUUUCAGACGGAGAUUGUAAACCGAUAAUUGUUAGAGCAAAAGCGUCAGCAAGAUCCUCAUCAAGCUCGUCGUCAUCGUCAUCACACGCAUCUGCGUCUUCGUCAGCUAAAAGUAAUUCUGUAAAGGCCCCGUGCAAUUCAAACGGUAGAACUCCCUGUAUUUACGACCAGUGCACACCGACCUGCUCCAUACCCAACCCUAGUAACUGCCCACAAACUUCGAAUCCCUGUAAUUGCGCUUCAGGAUAUAUUUUAUCUGAGGAAGGCGGCCAGUGCGUUAAAUUAGAAGAGUGCAAAAAAUAUUUAAAUUGCAAUGGCGACCGUAAUGCAACGUUACAAGAAUGUCCGACAGAGUCAUCAUGUAAAUCGUCGUGUAAGAAUCCAAAUGGUUUUUGCAACGACCAAUGUGAUUCAAGUGGAUGCCAAUGCAAUCCGCUUUAUUUACUGUCUGACGAAGGAAAAUGUAUUUUACCAAAUGAUUGUCCAGGAGGUAACCCAUGUUCUCAAAAUGAAACCUUCAUUUAUUGCAACGCGGGAUGUCCAACGAACUAUUGUCCAAAAGACGACAGCCGCGCUAUCGUUGCCUGCAGCCCGCCUUACCCAUGUCCGUCUGGAUGUGCUUGCAAAGCAAAUUAUAAGCGUUUGAAUUCAGAAGACAACAGGUGUAUUUUGGCAUCAGACUGCCCCCCGGUAAAUUGUACGAGAGAAAAUGAAGAAUGGAAUGCGUGUCCCCCGCCAUGUUUUACAGAAAGCUGCGGAGAUAUAAACAAACCACCUGGUGAAUGUUAUCAAUCCAGCUCUUACUGUCAACCACAGUGUGUAUGUAAGGAAGGGUAUCGUAGAAAUGAUAAUGACAUAUGUGUUCCUAUUUCAAACUGU